This is a messenger RNA of Austrofundulus limnaeus, 5708 nucleotides long. RefSeq names its product maltase-glucoamylase, intestinal. Gene Ontology annotation, molecular function: carbohydrate binding; alpha-1,4-glucosidase activity. Bases 27 to 5498 code for a protein of 1823 amino acids. NCBI's taxonomy places the organism in Eukaryota, Metazoa, Chordata, Actinopteri, Cyprinodontiformes, Rivulidae. The transcript is spliced from 47 exons. The record is from RefSeq and is a predicted model, not a curated record. Gene Ontology annotation, biological process: carbohydrate metabolic process.
GUUUUUUAUUUGUUUAUCUGUGUUAGAUGGGGAAAAAGCGGUGGACCAAGUUGGAAUUGAUCCUUGUGGUCCUGUUUCUACUGAUGACUGCGAUAGCCGUCGCUAUGAUUGUUGUGUUUGCCACAGAAGGUCCUGAUGCCAUUGAAGAUCAUGCGUUUGUUCCUCAGUGUCCCAACAUUCCUCUGGCAGAGAGGGUGGACUGUUUCCCAGAGGCUGGAGCUUCAAAGCUGAAAUGUGAGCAGCGUGGCUGUUGUUGGAGCCCUCUGGAUGAAAGAAGCGUUCCCUGGUGUUUCUUCCCAACCAACCAUGGAUACAGUGUGGAGUCGUUGGAGCAUCCAAGCCGUCACGUGAUUAACGCCCACCUGAAGAGAAUGGUGUCUCCUUCUUUAUUUGGUGCAGACAUAGAGAGGCUGAGGUUUCAUGCAGAAAUGCAGACAAACAAUCGACUUCGAUUUAAGAUCUUUGAUUCUCAGAGUCAGAGGUUUGAGGUUCCUCAUGAGCACAUCCCAACCGUCAGCAGUGACCCAUCCAGCCCCAUCACCGACUCACUGGAGAUCACACAAAAAAACUUCGGCCUCAGAGUGAGAAGAAGGGAGAACAAAAAAGUCCUGUUCGACACCACCAUGGCUCCACUAGUGUUUGCAGACCAGUACCUACAGCUUUCUGCUAAGCUUCCAUCCCAUAAUAUCUAUGGCCUUGGGGAGCAUGUCCACACGAGGUAUCGCCACGACACAAACUGGAGAACAUGGCCCAUUUUUACCAGAGAUGCACAACCUAAUGGGGGAAGACACAACCUCUAUGGACACCAUCCCUUCUUCCUCUGUCUGGAAGACGAGAGUGGGAAGUCAUUUGGGGUGUUUCUCUUGAACAGCAAUGCUAUGGAGGUGACUCUGCAGCCUGCUCCAGCUGUGACCUACAGGACUGUAGGAGGAAUCUUUGAUUUCUACAUUUUCUUCGGAGACACACCGGARCAAGUGGUGCAGGAGUAUCUUGAGCUCAUCGGCAGGCCUGUCGUUCCUCCCUACUGGUCKCUGGGAUUCCAGCUUUCUCGGUGGAACUACGGGACUCUGAGCAAUGUCAAGAAUGUGGUGGAGAGAAACCGCGCUGUGGGUCUUCCAUAUGAUAUUCAAUACACUGACAUCGACUAUAUGGAGCACAUGAAAGAUUUCACCUACGACAGAAACAGGUUCAAAGAGCUGCCAGAGUUUGCUGAAUACCUCCAUGAGAAAGGACAGAGGUACAUCCUUAUCCUGGAUCCUGCGAUAGCCACCAGUAAGAGGGAGGGGAAUGCACCGUAUGAGUCCUACGACCGUGGGACUGAACAGAACGUUUGGGUCACAGAGUCUGAUGAGAAAACUCCUAUAAUUGGACGGGUUUGGCCCGGGGAGACUGUGUUUCCAGACUACACCAGCCAAAACUGCAUCAACUGGUGGGUUGAUGAAUACGAACGAUUCUACAGGGAGAUCAAACACGACGCUCUCUGGAUUGACAUGAAUGAAGUGGCGAGUUUCAUCAAAGGAUCAAAUAAGGGUUGUGCUAAAAACAACCUCAAUUACCCACCUUACACUCCAAAGAUUCUGAAUGAGUUGAUAUACAGUAUGACCCUCUGUAUGGAUGCCAAGCAGGCCUGGGGAAACCAUUACAAUGUUCACAGCCUGUACGGUUAUUCUAUGGUGCUGGCUACUGAGAAAGCCCUGCAGAGUGUGUUCAGGUCCAAUCGGACCCUGAUGAUUACACGUUCCUCCUUCCCAGGUGUGGGAAAGUACGCAGGACAUUGGUUAGGAGACAAUGCUGCCACCUGGAAUGACAUGAAAUGGGCCAUACAUGGCAUGCUGGAGUUUGGGCUUUUUGGAAUUCCUUAUGUAGGAGCUGACAUCUGUGGAUUCUUCCAAAACUCAAAUGAAGAGUUGUGUCGYCGCUGGAUGCAGGUGGGCGCCUUCUAUCCCUACAGCAGAAACCACAAUGCUCUGGGCUUUGAGCCUCAGGAUCCAGCUGCGUACGGCGCUGACUCACUGCUGGUGAAGAGCUCCAAACAUUACCUUACAAUACGUUACACCCUCCUGCCUUACCUCUACACACUCUUCUACAAAGCUCACACUGCAGGAGAGACUGUUGUACGUCCUGUUUUACAUGAGUUUUACUCAGACAACGCUACCUGGGAUGUAGACCAACAGUUUCUCUGGGGGAAACACCUGCUCAUCACACCAGUGCUGGAGCCGGGWGUGAACAAUACCCGAGCAUACAUACCAGAUGCUGUGUGGUAUGACUAUGAGACGAUGGAGCGACUGUCAGAUCGCAGAGUUUUUGUUGACAUGAAUUUACCUGGUGAUAAACUGGGAUUACACAUCAGAGGGGGCGCCAUCCUCCCCACACAGAGACCUGAGGUCACCACCACACACAGUCGGCGUAACCCCAUGGGAUUGCUCAUCACACUCGAUGACAACAACCAGGCAGCUGGGGAGCUUUUCUGGGAUGAUGGUGAUUCCCGAGACACAGUCAAAAAUGGCAACCACAUCCACUACAAGUUCUCUGUUGACAAUGGAGUCCUGAACAUGCAGGUGACCAGAGCUGGCUACAGAGAUCCAAACAACCUCAAGUUUGAGAACAUUACUGUCCUCGGCAUGCCUCACCCUCCCACGUCCGUUUCUGUCACUCAUGUUGAUGCAGGAAGUCACUCCAAAACAACCACUGUCCUGCCAAACAUCAACGUACACCACGAUGGAGCCAAGGAGGUGCUUUUCCUGCAUGGCCUGUCCCUGAUGCUGGGGGAGACCUAUCUGGUUCAGUGGGAUGUGAAGGCUGAAGAUUAUCACCGGUUUGACUGCCAUCCAGAAGAGAAUGCGGAUGAAGCCAAAUGCCAAGCCCGUGGCUGCAUCUGGAAGCCGAGCAGCAUUGACCUUGUUCCGUGGUGCUUUUAUCCAAAUGACUACGGUUACGCCGUUACAACAAUCGAAGAAACAAAUUCUAGCAUCACAGCUGAUAUCAGUCGGAACAUGAAGUACAGAUCRAGUGGUCGUCCAAACUCUCCAGACAUUAACAAUCUCCGUGUCCAGAUUCUGUACCAUACCAGUCACAUGCUCCAGUUCAAGAUCUGGGACCCGAGUCCGACUUCUGAUCGCUUUGAGGUACCGGUGCCGCUGUCUGUCCCUGACGCUCCUGAGACUGAUGAGGACAAAAGACUGUACAAAGUCUUAGUCAGCAACAAACCGUUUGGCAUCCAGGUCAUUAGGAAAAGCACAGGAACAAAGAUCUGGGACUCCUCGGUUCCAGGUUUUACCUUUUCAGACCUGUUCAUCCAAGUGUCAACUCGGCUGUCAUCCGAGUUUGUCUAUGGCUUUGGAGAAACGGAGCAUCCCACCUAUAAGCAUGAGCUGAACUAUCACACCUGGGGUAUGUUCGCCAAGGACCAGCCUCCUGGUUACAAAAUGAACUGCUAUGGAGUUCAUCCUUUCUACAUGGGCCUUGAGAGCACAGCUGAUGCUCAUGGGGUGUUGUUGCUGAACAGUAAUGCUAUGGAUGUGACAUUCCAACCAGCUCCAUCUUUAACCUACCGCACCACCGGAGGCAUAUUGGAUUUUUACAUGGUGCUCGGGCCGACACCUGAAUUGGUUGUGGAGGAGUACACCGCUCUGAUUGGACGACCUGUCCUACCUGCCUACUGGUCUCUUGGGUUUCAACUGUGCCGCUAUGGAUAUGCUAAUGACUCUGAAAUAGAAAGUCUUUACAAAGACAUGAAGGCAGCUGGCAUACCCUAUGAUGUUCAGUAUGCAGACAUCGACUACAUGGAGCGUCAGCUUGACUUUGUCCUGGACUCAGAGUUUAAAGGACUCCCUGCCCUGGUCGACUCAAUGAGAGGAGAAGGAAUGAGGUUCAUCUUCAUUCUGGAUCCAGCCAUUUCAGGGAACGAGACAAGUUAUCCUGCUUUUAGAAGAGGACAAGAAGCUGAUGUCUUCAUCAAAUGGCCAAAACAUCUCAGUGAUGACAUAGUUUGGGGAAAGGUCUGGCCUGAUUUCCCACACGUCACUGUAAAUGAAAGUCUUGACUGGGAUACACAAGUAGAGCUCUACAGGGCAUACACUGCCUUCCCAGACUUCUUCCGCAGUCAAACAGCAGCAUGGUGGCAUCAAGAAAUCGAGGACUUCUACUUGAAUACGUUAAAGUUCGAUGGCCUUUGGAUUGACAUGAAUGAACCGGCCAGUUUUGUUCAUGGCACAGUUGGAGGGAAGUGUCUUGGUGAUCCCCUUCUAGAAAACCCACCAUAUAUGCCACCUCUGGAGUCCAAACAGCUCGGCCUAAACCACAAGACCCUUUGCAUGAACAGUGAACACAUACUUAACAACGGAAAGAAGGUCAGGCACUACGACGUCCACAACCUCUACGGAUGGUCCCACACCAAACCUACCUAUGAUGCCCUGCUGAGCGUGACGGGUAAGCGAGGAAUAGUGGUAACCAGGUCAACUUACCCCUCCAGUGGGAAAUGGGCUGGUCAUUGGCUGGGGGACAAUUUUUCCCGCUGGGACCAGCUGACUAAAUCCAUCAUAGGAAUGAUGGAGUUCAGCCUGUUUGGCUUCUCUUAUACCGGGGCAGAUAUAUGUGGGUUCUUUAACAAAGCAGAGUAUGAGAUGUGUCUCCGCUGGAUGCAGCUUGGUGCUUUCUAUCCAUACUCACGCAACCACAACAGCAAGGGGAACCCGAGACAAGAUCCUGUAGCCUGGGAUGAYGAUUUUGCUGCAGCAUCUCGAGACGUCCUUAACAUCCGUUACACCCUCCUGCCUUACCUGUACACGCUGAUGUUUGAGGCGCACACCAAAGGAAGCACCGUUAUCAGACCACUGCUGCAUGAGUUUGUGAAUGAUAAAACUACCUGGGACAUUUACAAACAGUUUCUCUGGGGACCUGCCCUUCUUAUCACUCCUGUCCUGGACGAGAGGGUCAGAGAGGUGGAAGGCUAUCUUCCUAAUGCUCGCUGGUAUGACUACCACACAGCAAAGGAUGUCGGGCUGCGUGGGGAAAAGAUUCGGAUGCCGGCACCACUGAACCAUAUUAAUCUUCAUAUCAGAGGAGGAUAUAUUUUACCCUGGCAGAAACCAGAGAAUAACACAUUUUACAGUCGAAAGAAUCCUUUAGGACUCCUUGUUGCCCUGAGCGACUCUGGCACAGCUCAAGGAUCAUUUUUCUGGGACGAUGGAGAAGGAGUGGACACGGUGGAAAGAAACCAGUAUUUUUUGACCUCCUUUACUGCAGAAUCAAGCACACUGAGGAGUCAGAUUGUCCACAACGCUCUGGAUGCUGCUGAUCGCCUGGUUCUGGGUGUGCUGAAGGUUUGGGGAGCAGGAAGUGUCAGGAUAACAGAAGCGACUCUAACGGACUCAGAGGGAAAAACUCAUCAACUCACUCCAGAUCAUAACCUGGAAACUCAGGAGCUGAUAAUAGAUGCUACACCAAACUCUUAUCCUCUGCAUCUUCCUUUUACUAUAAACUGGAGGACCAGCACCUGAAAGCUAUACUUGUGUUUUUCUCAUAAAUAUUAUUUAUGUUUCCUCUGGUUCAACAUGAGCACCAUUGGUUUUGAUCCUGUUAUUAUAUGCUUUAAUGUCUAACUUUAAACAAUAAAAAAUGGUGUAAAACAUAAUAACGUGUGAUAAUGUGCAACUGCCACUCUCUUGAUAUUCUAAAAUUGAAAUUAAAUGUGUUUUUUAACAGUUUUA